Molecule: messenger RNA, 1538 nt
Organism: Equus caballus (horse)
Lineage: Eukaryota; Metazoa; Chordata; Mammalia; Perissodactyla; Equidae
Gene: VAX1
Product: ventral anterior homeobox 1
Biological process (GO): neuron differentiation; central nervous system development; brain development
Cellular component (GO): nucleus
Molecular function (GO): RNA polymerase II cis-regulatory region sequence-specific DNA binding; DNA-binding transcription factor activity, RNA polymerase II-specific
Source: RefSeq, a predicted model, not a curated record
GGAGCCGCAGCAUUUCGGAGUUGCGCUGCUAGCUACCUGAUCGCCAGGCUGGGGACACUGGACGUGCUCAGAGGACGCGGGUGCUGAGGAGGCGGCCUCGCCGCUGCUCCACCGGGAUCCUGGACCAGAUCCGCCGCCUCUCGGCGAACGCGCCACUCGCCGGUCGCCGCUGACCCGCCCGCGACCGCCGCAGCCGCCCCGCGGGGACAUUCAUUCUUGCCGCUUGCCUCUCGGGCCGGGCUUAGGGACUGCAUUGUAGGGGUUUUGUUCCCCCUCUGCCUCUUUUUUUUUCUUCUUUUUCCUUUUUCCUUUUUUGGUUGCUCUUGCCUCUCCUAUGUUCGGGAAACCAGACAAAAUGGACGUUCGGUGCCACUCGGACGCAGAGGCUGCCCGGGUCUCGAAGAACGCGCACAAGGAGAGCCGGGAGAGCAAGGGCUCGGAAGGGAACCUCCCUGCCGCCUUCCUCAAGGAGCCGCAAGGCGCCUUCUCGGCGUCCGGCGCCGCGGAAGAUUGUAACAAAAGUAAAUCCAAUUCCGCUGCCGACCCGGAUUACUGCCGCCGGAUCCUGGUUCGAGAUGCCAAGGGGUCCAUCCGAGAGAUCAUCCUGCCCAAAGGCCUGGACCUGGACCGGCCCAAGAGGACGCGCACGUCCUUCACGGCGGAGCAGCUGUACCGGCUGGAGAUGGAGUUCCAGCGCUGCCAGUACGUGGUGGGCCGCGAGAGGACCGAGCUCGCCCGACAGCUCAACCUCUCCGAGACCCAGGUGAAGGUCUGGUUCCAGAAUCGGCGCACGAAGCAGAAGAAGGACCAGGGCAAGGACUCGGAGCUGCGCUCGGUGGUGUCGGAGACAGCGGCCACGUGCAGCGUGCUUCGGCUGCUGGAGCAGGGCCGCCUGUUGUCGCCGCCCGGCCUGCCUGCGCUGCUGCCGCCGUGCGCCACGGGCGCGCUCGGCUCGGCGCUACGCGGGCCCAGCCUGCCGGCCCUGGGCGCGGGCGCCGCCGCGGGCUCGGCCGCCGCCGCUGCCGCCCCGGGUUCCGCCGGCGCCGCGUCCCCGCACCCGCCCGCCGUGGGCGGUGCUCCGGGCCCCGGGCCCGCCGGGCCAGGGGGACUGCACACGGGCGCACCGGCUGCCGGCCACGGUCUCUUCAGCCUGCCCGUGCCCUCGCUGCUCGGCUCCGUCGCCAGCCGCCUGUCCACCGCCCCGUUGACAAUGGCCGGUUCGCUGGCUGGGAAUUUGCAAGAACUCUCAGCCCGAUACCUGAGCUCCUCGGCCUUCGAGCCUUACUCCCGGACCAACAAUAAAGAAGGAGCCGAGAAAAAGGCGCUGGACUGAUUUGAAGUGUUCCCCUGUAUUUAUAUUUAUAGUAUCUAUUGUGGUGAUAUUUAUGGACUCAGUGCUUUAGGCGCCCGGGGCUCCGUUGAUGAGCUCCCGGCUCCCACGAGGCCUCUGACAGCUCUCCUUCCCCACCACGCUCUGCCACCAAUAUUAUCUCAUUUGGGCUUUUUUUUUUUUUUCUGUUUCCUCCGUGUUCUUAACC